AAUUAAGGAGAUGUUUAGGCAAUCCAAUACUGCAUAUCAGCCGUACACAGAUAUUAUCAACUCAAGAUGGGACAAGCAUUUGAAGAAAGAUCUUCAUGCGGCAGCUUACUUCCUGAAUCCUAAAUUCUUUUUUAAUGAAAAUUAUAAAGAAGCACCUGAUGUUAUGCGAGGUUUGCUUGAUCUUGUUACCUUGUAUUGCAAGUGUAACAAUUUGGAUUCAGUUCAGGCAAUGAAAGAAAUACAUUUAUAUAGAGAUCGGAAGGAAAGUUUUGAUAGACAAGAAGUUAUUCCAGCUGCAUCUGAACUUAAGCCUGAUGAAUGGUGGAGGUUAUUCGGAGGCUCUGCUCCAUGUCUACAAAAGAUAGCUGUUCGCAUUCUUAGCCAAGCAUCUGCUUCUUCUGGGUGUGAGAGAAAUUGGAGCCUUUUUGACCAGAUUCAUACAAAAAGAAGAAAUAGAUUGGAGCAUGAUAGACUGAAUGACAUUGUUUAUGUUACCUAUAAUUUGCGUCUUAAAUCCAGGAAGGAAAAAGAAAAAAGAAAGCAAAAGACACAGCAUGAUCCAAUUGAUUAUGAAAGUAUCAGUUAAGUUGACUUCUGGGUGACUGAAGAGGUUGUAGAGAAAGAGCCUGAUCUUCCUAGUAAUGUGGAUGACUUAUU
Messenger RNA from Arachis ipaensis, 657 nucleotides. RefSeq lists its product as uncharacterized. The record is from RefSeq and is a predicted model, not a curated record. Lineage: Eukaryota; Viridiplantae; Streptophyta; Magnoliopsida; Fabales; Fabaceae. Gene Ontology annotation, molecular function: protein dimerization activity.